Messenger RNA from Fusarium falciforme, 1626 nucleotides. Its product is annotated as Autophagy-related protein 1. Gene Ontology annotation, biological process: autophagosome organization; peptidyl-serine phosphorylation; autophagy. The transcript is spliced from 2 exons. The record is from RefSeq and is a predicted model, not a curated record. Gene Ontology annotation, cellular component: autophagosome; cytoplasm. The coding region runs from base 7 to 1626 and encodes 539 amino acids. Gene Ontology annotation, molecular function: protein serine/threonine kinase activity; ATP binding. Lineage: Eukaryota; Fungi; Ascomycota; Sordariomycetes; Hypocreales; Nectriaceae.
CGUCCAAUGGCCUCGAGCCCUGCUAGUAGCGAGGUUACGAAUGAAGACCCGACAGGGCCACUUUCGCCAGCCUCUCAUGCCACGAUAACAAUCACACCUCACAAUGCCGAGGCCAGACUUGCUUUCUCAGAGGUUGUGGACUGGCUCGUUGAAAAGUCUCAGGAGGGCCAAGAUGAUAACGAUGCAAGCUCUGAGAGCAACGCAAGAAAUCACGCGAUGGGCUACAUAUGGUCACCACUCAGGCAUGUUCGAGAUCCAGGAGUUGGGAAGCUCAUAGAACAGAUGAAUACUGGCCAGCUCUCAUCGUCAUCCCCAAGCUCGUCUUUCAGCCAUCAUUCGCCGACCCAAAAUUCCGGUGCCGCCGUUGCCGUAGAGGAGGACCAUCCUGACACAUACAUCCGGGCUGGCUGUUACUACAUUGAUCUCAGACGUCUACCAGGGAGCCCUUUUCGUGGGUGGUCAGCUGGAAGACGAGGAGCACGCAAGGGGCACAAUGAGUUUGUAUUAUGCUUGCAGAACUCAGCCCUGCAGGGCAUCCGACAGCAUCACGCCCUCUUCCAAAUCCAUGAGACUGGCAGAAUUCUUUUAAGGAAGUUGUCAGAUCAGGGCUUUGUAGAAGUUGACGGUGACACUUUGCAACCGAGAGAAUUUCGCGUCUUAAACAAGCACUCUUCCUUUAUCCGACUAGGUCAACUGAAGUAUGAGGUUGCAUACACACGCUUCAGCACCACAAAAGAGUACACCGAAAGGCUCACCCAGUACAUACUGCAGUCUAUCGAUAGCCAUUCUAUCACCCUUGACCUAAGUCUAACUCCUACUCCAGCAGCCGGAAACAGCAUUCAGGUUGGCCAGUGGACUCUCACCAAUGCAGGAACCGUCGGCUUAGGGGGCGAGGGGCGUGUGAGCGUGGCGAUCAACAAGACUGGAGAGGUCGUCGCCUUGAAGAGAAUGUCUGUGUCAAAAAUCAGAAACACUCUAGAGAGGCGCCAGAACACACUUGAGGUCCUCACACGAAUCGCAAACACGGCAAAGAACAAUAGCAUUGUGCGACUUCGGGAAGUCAUUACGGAUGACCCCAGAGCAAACAAUGACACAGCAGACGUGUGGUUUGCGUUGACGCCUUUUGCACGCGGAAUAUUAUCUCAGUGGAGAGCACCUGUGCAACGAGACAUGGCUCAGACAAUGAUUGUGUCCUUGCUGGAGGCAGCCGACUUUCUUCACGCCAACAAAUGGAUCCACGGGGACAUUAAGCCCCCAAACAUUGGGCUUCAUCACUGGAACUCGGAAAAUGCGUCCAUUGUGCUUCUUGACACAGAAGACGCUAUCUAUGCGCCCCAAGAUUAUGCACUUUCAACACCAGGGUGCUCCGGGACAGUGGGGUGGUUGUCACCAGAGCGGGAGAUGGGGCAAUUCGAUUACUCAACGGAUGUCUGGGUCAUAGGUGUCGUAGCUUUACGGAUGCUCCUCGGGAAGCAUCCAUGGCAGUUCAGCAUCAAUCCUUGGCGUCAAGGACAAGAGUUUGAGAGCUAUCGUGAGCGUUUUCAUACUGAGUACGAUCGGGUGACAGAAGUGAUCACCUCAAACUAUCCUGGUAAGUUGUAUGCUCUAGCUUACGAAGCGAUGUGA